Gracilinanus agilis (Agile Gracile Mouse Opossum) is the source of this 1773-nucleotide messenger RNA. RefSeq names its product interferon regulatory factor 6 (gene IRF6). Bases 138 to 1577 code for a protein of 479 amino acids. Gene Ontology annotation, biological process: regulation of transcription by RNA polymerase II; immune system process. The record is from RefSeq and is a predicted model, not a curated record. Gene Ontology annotation, molecular function: DNA-binding transcription factor activity, RNA polymerase II-specific; RNA polymerase II cis-regulatory region sequence-specific DNA binding; protein binding. Gene Ontology annotation, cellular component: nucleus. The transcript has 7 exons. Lineage: Eukaryota; Metazoa; Chordata; Mammalia; Didelphimorphia; Didelphidae.
CUUUUUUCUUUUCUUUCCCGCCUGGCAUGGUUUAUUCCCAUAUUUGGUUUCUGUACCUUAAUCUGAUGAAACUGCAGCUCUAUCUAUCAUGAGUGAAUAGUAGCUGGGACCAGCUCCCAGUGCCUGGCCUAAUUCUCAUGGUUUGUUUUUUUCCUUCUACCUUAAACCAGAAGACCAUGGCCCUCCAACCCCGAAGAGUUCGACUGAAGCCCUGGCUUGUGGCCCAAGUGGACAGUGGUAUGUACCCUGGGCUUGUCUGGCUACACAGAGAAUCUAAACGCUUCCAGAUUCCUUGGAAACAUGCAACCCGACAUAGCCCCCAACAUGAGGAGGAGAAUACUAUCUUUAAGGCCUGGGCCGUGGAAACCGGGAAAUACCAGGAAGGGGUCGAUGACCCCGACCCGGCCAAAUGGAAAGCCCAACUCCGAUGUGCGCUCAACAAGAGCCGAGAGUUCAACCUGAUGUAUGAUGGCACCAAGGAGGUGCCCAUGAACCCGGUGAAGAUAUAUGAAGUCUGUGAUAUCCCCCAGCCCCAGGGCUCAAUCAUUAACCCAGGGUCUACAGGGUCUGCUCCAUGGGAUGAGAAGGAUAAUGAACUAGAUGAGGAAGAGGAAGAUGAACUAGAUCAAUCUCAGCCCCAUAUCCCCAUCCAGGAAGCCUUCCCUUUCCUGAACAUCAAUGGCUCUCCUAUGGCGCCAGCCAGUGUGGGCAAUUGCAGCGUGGGAAAUUGCAGCCCUGAAGCAGUGUGGCCCAAAACAGAACCUCUGGAAAUGGAAGUGCCCCCAGCUCCCAUGCAGCAUGACUUCUUUAGUUCUCCAGAACUUUGGAUCAGCUCUCUCCCAAUGACUGAUUUAGACAUUAAAUUCCAGUACCGUGGGAAGGAGCUGGGCCAGACAACGGUGAGCAACCCUCAGGGCUGCCGACUCUAUUACGGCGAUCUGGGGCCCAUGCCAGACCAGGAGGAGCUUUUUGGUCCUGUUAGCCUGGAGCAGGUGAAGUUCCCUGGGCCAGAUCAGAUCACUAAUGAAAAGCAGAAGCUGUUUACCAGCAGGUUGCUGGAUGUCAUGGACCGGGGACUGAUCUUGGAAGUCAGUGGCCAUGCCAUUUAUGCCAUCAGAUUAUGCCAGUGCAAGGUAUACUGGUCUGGGCCCUGCGCCCCUUCGCUUGUAGCCCCCAACUUGAUUGAACGGCAAAAGAAGGUCAAGCUCUUCUGCCUGGAAACCUUCCUCAGUGAACUCAUUGCCCGCCAGAAAGGACAACUAGAGAAACAACCACCUUUUGAGAUCUAUUUGUGCUUUGGGGAAGAAUGGCCUGAUGGGAAACCCCGAGAGAGGAAGCUCAUUGUGGUUCAGGUUAUUCCAGUGGUUGCUAGGAUGAUCUACGAGAUGUUUUCUGGAGAUUUUACCAGGUCCUUUGACAGUGGCAGUGUCCGCCUGCAGAUCUCAACUCCGGAUAUCAAAGAUAAUAUUGUUGCCCAUUUGAAGCAGCUGUAUCGCCUUCUCCAGACCCAGGAAAGCUGGCCUCCCAUGAACCCUCCCCCCAACAUGCAUAUGACGCCUGCCCUGCCAGCCCAGUGAUCUUGAUUGCUGCUGCUCUCUUCCCUUUUUCUAAAUAUUGUACAUACGGAUAUUUUUUAUUAUUCAGAUUUGUUAACUGGCUUUUAAUUCUAUCCUUCUCUCUGUAACAAUGUUAAUAGUUUCUGUACUGCUCCUCCUCUGCCUAGCUUUUUUAAAAACUUGAUUUUAAUUUAUAUUAAAGAUCAGAUUCUAUAAA